Mugil cephalus (flathead mullet) is the source of this 686-nucleotide messenger RNA. RefSeq lists its product as uncharacterized. The record is from RefSeq and is a predicted model, not a curated record. NCBI's taxonomy places the organism in Eukaryota, Metazoa, Chordata, Actinopteri, Mugiliformes, Mugilidae. The coding region runs from base 84 to 686 and encodes 200 amino acids. The transcript has 3 exons.
GAAAUAUAUUCUGCCACUAACUGACGUACUGUUGUACUUAAGUAUGUGAUCUGUCUGCUGUUUGACAGACGUGAGGAGCAGCGAUGGGUUUAACUGCAGCGACGAGGGGAUUCUUUGUCUUCCUUCUCUCUGUGUCAGUGGUACUUGGUCAGACUGGUUAUGGAGUGACUUACUCUUCUACUCAGAUCUGUGCUGUAAAAGGAUCAACAGUGGAAAUAAAAAGCUCCUUCACAUACCCAUAUAAAGUUGGGCGCCGUUCUACAACUGUGGAGAAAACAUUUUGGUUCACAGGGUCUGAACCUGAUGAUCUGUCGACAGACUCAAAGUAUUCUGGUCGUGUGACUCACAGUUGCAAUGAGAACAAGUGCACUCUGAGAAUCUCAGACUUGAGAGAGAGCGAUUCAGCUGAGUACAAGUUCAUAUUCAUAACAAACCAAGAAGGUGGACGUUUUACUGGUUCACCUGGAGUCACUCUGACUGUCUCAGUUCUCCAUGUAGAGGCCAAGAAAAUAUCUCCAAUAUCGUAUCCUAACUGGGCAGAGGUGAAGUGUCAGAGCAGGUGUCGUCUAUCUGCUCGUUCCUACGUCUGGUACAAGAAUGGAGUGAACAUGAACAAAGACACUGAUUCAAUUCAACAAGACUUUUCUCCUGGAGACACCGUUCUCCUGUGCUUUCAGUGGACAUGA